Molecule: messenger RNA, 360 nt
Organism: Symbiodinium sp. CCMP2592
Lineage: Eukaryota; Dinophyceae; Suessiales; Symbiodiniaceae
Source: the annotation of a GenBank genome assembly
AUGACUCUUGCCGUCGCUCGGCCCAAGCUGAAGACGAGAGAAGCCCGGGUUACGCUGACGAGACGAUCACGGACAACGGUUGCAGACAUGGCGAUCAGCAACAAGAAGCUCCAGAAGAUCAUGACCCUUCCCAUCAAUCAGAUCUUCAGGUAUCUGCAGAACCGGUCUCGCGUACAGGUCUGGCUGCAUGAGCAGUCGGAUUUGCGGAUCGAGGGCCGCAUCCUGGGCUUCGAUGAGUACAUGAACCUCGUCAUCGAUGACGCGGAGGAGAUCAUGGUCAAGAAGAAGACCCGCCGUGCGAUCGGUCGUAUCUUGCUGAAGGGAGAUAACAUUUGCCUGAUGAUGAAUACUGGAAAUUAG